UCGCUGGCCCCGCCGUGCGCAGGCAGAAUACACAUGGGCGACGACUGACCCACGGUCACGGAUCGUCGUCGUCGCUGCGCGUUGCUGCUGCUCCUGCUAAAAGUGGAGCGCUGGAGUUUCAGGCAGGAGGGGGUGCCAUCAGAGCUGGAGCUGGACUGGAUGGCAAGCGUUCGGAUCCGCAGGGAGAACCGCGGGAGGCGUUGAAGGUCUCGCUCUCGCGCCGCUGCACCACUUCCUCGACCUCCAUUCUGCUUCACGCCCUAGGCAGGAGAGCCACCCAUCGCCGGUCGAGCUUGCAAGUUGCAAGCAUGGAGCUGGUGACGGGUGCGAUGGGGAGCCUGCUUCCCAAGCUGGGCGAGCUGCUCAAGGAGGAGUACGGCCUGCAGAAGGGCGUGCGGAAGAAGAUCGAGACUCUCUCACGGGAGCUCGAGGCUGCGCAUGCCGUCCUCCGCAAGAUCGGCGACGUGCCACCGGAGCAGCUCGACGACCUUGUCAAGCUCUGGGUGCGCGAUGUCAGGGAAUCAUCUUACGACAUGGAGGACAUCGUCGACACGUUCCUGGUGCGCGUCGAUGAUGGCGCAGAGCCUGCCGACCCACACAGGCUCAGGCGCCUCCGGAAGAAGUUGGGCGGUCUGUUCAAGAAGAGCAAGGCUCGCCGAAAGAUCUCUUGCCUGAUCCAGGAGAUCGACGAGAAGCUUGACGAGGUGGCAGCAAGGCAUGGUAGGUUCACCGUCGACAGCAUUGUCGCCAAGCCUGCAGCUGCGACGACCAUCGAUCCUCGAAUUCGGAAUCUGUUCAAAAGGGCAACGGAGCUUGUUGGCAUCGAGGGGCCAAGGGAUGAGCUCAUAAACAUGCUGUCCCUAGGGGGUGAUGUUGAUAUGCCCCGUAAGAAGGCGAUGAAGGUCGUCUCGGUCGUUGGAUUCGGAGGGCUGGGCAAGACCACUCUUGCCAAAGCUGUCUAUGACAAGCUUAAACUGCAUUUCGAGCGUAGUGCUUUUGUUCCGGUGGGUCGGAACCCUGACGUGAGGAAAGUCCUUAGAGACAUUCUCAUUGAUCUUGACAGGGGAAAGUAUGCCAAUUCAGAUUUGAUGGUGCUGGAUGAAAAGCAGCUCAUGGAAGAACUUGAGGAAUUCGUCAAGGAAAAGAGGUGUUUCAUUGUUAUUGACGAUAUAUGGGACAAGGAAUCAUGGAAACUCAUCAGAUGCGCUCUGCAGGACAGUAAUUGUGGAAGUAGAGUAGUCGUAACAACUCGUAUUUGUGAAGUGGCUGCACAUGCAGACGAAGCUUACAAAAUACAACCACUUUCUCGUGACAACUCUGAAAAUUUAUUGUAUGCAAGAAUAGCUGAUGGUGAAGGGAAGUACUUUGAUAGUCCAUCUGCUGAGGCGUGUUACAAAAUUUUGAAGAAAUGUGGUGGUGUGCCAUUAGCUAUCAUUACAAUGGCCAGUUUGUUAGCCAGUAAACCAUGGGAGGAUUGGUCUGACGUCUACAACUCUAUUGGUUUUGGGCAGGGAGGCAAUGAUGAUGUAGAUAAUACUAGAAAGAUAUUGUCUUUCAGCUAUUAUGAUAUGCCUUCACAUCUAAAGCCUUGCUUACUGUACCUAAGCAUAUUUUACGAAGAUCAAGUGAUAAGGAAAAAUAGUUUGAUAUGGAUGUGGGUAGCUGAAGGUUUCGUCCAUGAGGAACAAGCAGCAGGCAUUGGAUUAUUUGAGCUCGGGGAGAGGUACUUCAAUGAGUUGAUAAACAGAAGCAUGAUCCAGCCAGUGGGUAUAUUUGAUGAAGGGUAUGUAAGUGGUUGCUGUGUUCACGAUAUGGUUUUUGAUUUGGUCCGUUCAUUAUCGAGCCAAGAAAAUUUUGUCACUGUACUGGAUGGCAAGGAUGAGCGGCAGAAACUUCCGGGAAGAUCAGUUGCUCGCAGGUUAGCCCUGCAGGGUAUCAAAGAGCACAGAGGUGAUCAACUGCUAGCUAAUAUUGCUGUGGAUAAAGUCAGAUCCUUUAUUGCCAGUGAGUGCAAUUUUAGUCCGUCAUCACCCCCAUACACUCCAGUUUUACGUGUAUUAGAUAUUGACUUCGGGGAAAAGGUAAUCGGAGGUACGCUGGAUCAUCUUGGGAGUUUACUUCACCUCAGGUACCUCCGGCUAGCAUCAUUGUCAUAUAAUUUCGAACUGCCCAGGGAAGUGAGAUAUCUCAAGUUUCUGCAGACACUGGAUUUAUCGAGAUUCUGCAUAAAUGAGCUGCCCGAGGAGGUAGGACUGCUAACGCAACUGGUUUGCCUACGUGUUUGUCCGGGAACAAGGAUUCCGGAUGGUUUGAUAGGUAAACUGACCUCGUUGCAAGAGCUGCUGAGAUGGCCGGUUGUUAAUGAUGAUUAUGAUGAUGCUAGAAGAAUGCAGUUUGUGAAGGAGCUGGGCAUGCUGCGGGAACUGAGGGUGCUCUGGACUGAAAUUUUUGUCAGGGAUGAGAGCAAGGCGAGAGCUUUGCUGGAGUCCCUAGGCAAUCUGCACAAUAUCCGGAAGAUGCACAUUGAGGGCUUACCGCUAUAUGUUGUUAAGAGCAUGACGAGUCAUAAAGGAUUCAUCACCUGUCGUCAUCUCCAAUACCUGCAUUUGUACUGCCUCGUGUUCUCUCGACUGCCUAUGUGCAUAAAUUCAUCGCUUGCUCCAAACCUCUCCUAUCUGUUUGUGAAAGUGCAAGCUGUUAAAGGGCAGGACAUGGAAACCCUUGCGAGGUUGCCAGAGCUCCGUAGCCUCACACUGAUAUUGUGUGAUACAACCAAAUUAGUUAAUAUAAAGAUUCCUUGCAAGGCUCAAGGUGUUGGCUACUACUUUCGAAAGUUGAGAAUCUUGAAGAUCGGUGGUGCACCUAUCUGGUUUGAUCUGCGCGAUUGCAUCAGCAACGGCAAUGUUGCAUCUGCUAUCAUGCCAAGUCUUGAAUCCCUUGUGUUUCAAGUCCAUGUGCGGCUCCUAAAAGAUGCGGCCCUGCUUAGUUUUGACAGGUUGCUUGGUUUUGAGAGCCUGGGAAGAGCAUCACUCCAGAGUGUCACCGUGACAGUGAACUGUGAAGGUGCCCGUAUUUUGGAUGUGGAGGAUGUGGAGGAUGCUUUGGAGCGCACGGCCGCCGUCCAUCCCAAACGUCCCAAUCUUAGAACAACACUGGAAGAAAAAAUGCACACAACCUACCUAGAGACAAGUAUGAAUGCUAGCAGAAUCCCUGACUUCGUACCGAAGGCCUGGAAGUCGGCGGACAUUGUUGACUCUAGACAUAUUCGAGCACUGCGUAUUCCACCAGAUCCAGAAGCAUCUUCCACCAAAGUUCUCCGUCUUAUGUAUGCAAAUAAGGGGAAUUAUGUUUUCACUCUCAGCUCCAAUGCUACUCUUAUGCUGCGGAAUUGGGGGCCCAGUGAAAAAAAUCCUCGUGGCAGGCCCACCACAUCUGUUCCACCUCUACUGUGGCAACCGGAAGAAGGCAUUCUAAUGACAAAUGACACAACUGAAGCCAACACUGGAGCAGUAGCUAGCUGCAUUGCCCUAUCAAAAAAUGAGAGCUAUAUAAUUUCUGCAUCUGAAGGCGAAAUCACGCUGUUCAACGCGAAGACAUUCAGGGCCUUCACUCCUUUCUUGGUACCUUCACCUGGCUCGACUUUCACCGCAGUCCACCCACAAGACAAUAACAUCAUUGCUAUUGGGAUGGAGGACUAUUCAAUUGAAAUCUUUGAUGUCCACACUAAUGAGGUCCAAAGGGUGCUUAUGGGCCAUCAGAAAAAGGUAACUGGACUGACAUUCUCGCAAUCGAUGAACGUGCUUGUAUCUUCAGGCGCUGAUGCUCAGCUAUGUGUUUGGAGCACUGACGAUUGGGAGAACAAGAAAUCAAGAUACAUCGGACCUCCAUGUAAUGGUUCUGCUUUAGUUGGUGAUACAAUGGUGCAGUUUCACUAUGACCAAACACAUCUUUUAGUAGUUCAUGAGAGCCAGUUGGCGAUCUAUGAUGGGAAGCUUGAAUGCCUACACUCGUGGUCCCCAAGAGAUGCACUCCCUUCUCCAAUUUCAAGUGCAGUAUAUACAUCCGACGGUCUCUUGGUCUACGCGGGAUUCCGCGAUGGAGCAAUUGGAAUAUUCGAAGCGGAAUCUCUUAGGUUACGAUGCAGGAUUGCAGCUUCAGCCUAUAUACCUUCUUCAAUACCUAGAGGUGGAGUCGUGUAUCCCAUGGCUGUUUCUGCGUAUCCCUGGCUGAAUCCUAACCAGAUCGCACUCGGCAUGAGCGAUGGUGCCGUUCAUGUGCUGGAGCCAUUGGAAGACUGAUCGGCUAGCGAGGUGACCUGCUGGUCAGCGGUGCAAAAUAAAUGUGGUUGUAGGCUGGCUGGCACUGUUAGAUAUCUAGGCAAUUUUCGAUAUAUUUUAAUUCCAAAUAUUAAUAUCAAUUUCAUGAUAUAAAUGAGUGAUAAGGUGUGUAUAAUA
Molecule: messenger RNA, 4454 nt
Organism: Panicum hallii
Lineage: Eukaryota; Viridiplantae; Streptophyta; Magnoliopsida; Poales; Poaceae
Product: disease resistance protein RPP13-like
Exons: 11
Coding region: 309-4298 (1329 amino acids)
Biological process (GO): regulation of DNA-templated transcription
Molecular function (GO): protein binding; ADP binding
Source: RefSeq, a predicted model, not a curated record